AUGUUGUGGAUCAAUUUAAUGCAAAGUGCCCAGCUCCUGCACCAGCCACAGCUCCAGCUCCUGUACCAACCCCAGCUCCAACCCCUGUACCAGCCCCAGCUACAGCCCCUGUACCAGCCCCAGCUCCAACCCCUGUACCAGUCCCAGCUACAGCCCCUGUACCAGCCCCAGCUACAGCUACAGCCCCUGUACCAGCCCCAGCUACAGCCCCUGUACCAGCCCCAGCUCCAACCCCUGUACCAGCCCCAGCUACAGCCCCUGUACCAGUCCCAGCUCCAAUCCCUAUACCAGUCCCAGCUACAGCCCCUGUACCAGCCCCAGCUCCAACCCCUGUACCAGUCCCAGCUGCAGCCCCUGUACCAGCAAUGCAGUGAUAACCAACAAUCCCAGCUCCAACCCCUGUACCAGCCCCAGCUACAGCCCCUGUACCAGCCCCAGCUCAAACCCCUGUACCAGCCCCAGCUACAGCCCCUGUACCAGCCCCAGCUACAGCCCCUGUACCAGCCCCAGCUCAAACCCCUGUACCAGCCCCAGCUACAGCCCCUGUACCAGCCCCAGCUCCAACCCCUGUACCAGCCCCAGCUACAGCCCCUGUACCAGCCCCAGCUCCAACCCCUGUACCAGUCCCAGCUACAGCCCCUGUACCAGCCCCAGCUACAGCCCCUGUACCAGCCCCAGCUCCAACCCCUGUACCAGCCCCAGCUCCAACCCCUGUACCAGUCCCAGCUCCAACCCCUGUACCAGCCCCAGCUCCAGCCCCUGUACCAGCCCCAGCUCAAACCCCUGUACCAACCCCAGCUACAGCCCCUGUACCAGCCCCAGCUACAGCCCCUGUACCAGCCCCAGCUCAAACCCCUGUACCAGUCCCAGCUACAGCCCCUGUACCAGUCCCAGCUACAACCCCUGUACCAGCCCCAGCUCAAACCCCUGUACCAGUCCCAGCUACAGCCCCUGUACCAGCCCCAGCUCAAACCCCUGUACCAGCCCCAGCUCAAACCCCUGUACCAGUCCCAGCUACAGCCCCUGUACCAGCCCCAGCUACAGCCCCUGUACCAGCCCCAGCUCCAACCCCUUACCAGCCCCAGCUCAAACCCCUUGCCAGCCCCCGCUCAAACCCCUCCCCAGCUCAAACCCCUGUACCAGCCCCAGCUACAGCCCCUGUACCAGCCCCAGCUCAAACCCCUGUACCAGUCCCAGCUACAGCCCCUGUACCAGCCCCAGCUCCAACCCCUGUACCAGCCCCAGCUCCAACCCCUGUACCAGCCCCAGCUACAGCCCCUGUACCAGCCCCAGCUCAAACCCCUUACCAGCCCCAGCUCAAACCCCUGUACCAGUCCCAGCUACAGCCCCUGUACCAGCCCCAGCUCCAGCCCCUGUACCAGCCCCAGCUCCAACCCCUGUACCAGUCCCAGCUCAAACCCCUUACCAGCCCCAGCUCAAACCCCUUACCAGCCCCAGCUCCAACCCCUGUACCAGCCCCAGCUCAAACCCCUGUACCAGCCCCAGCUCAAACCCCUGUACCAGCCCCAGCUCAUACCCCUGUACCAGUCCCAGCCCCAACCCCUGUACCAGUCCCAGCUCAAACCCCUGUACCAGCCCCAGCUCAAACCCCUUACCAGCCCCAGCUCAAACCCCUUACCAGCCCCAUACCAGCCCCAGCUCAUACCCCUGUACCAGUCCCAGCCCCAACCCCUGUACCAGUCCCUGCUCAAACCCCUGUACCAGCCCCAGCUCAAACCCCUGUACCAGCCCCAGCUCAAACCCCUGUACCAGUCCCAGCCCCAACCCCUGUACCAGUCCCAGCUCAAACCCCUGUACCAGUCCCAGCCCCAACCCCUGUACCAGUCCCAGCUACAGCCCCUGUACCAGUCCCAGCUCCAACCCCUGUACCAGCCCCAGCUCAAACCCCUGUACCAGUCCCAGCCCCAACCCCUGUACCAGCCCCAGAUACAGCCCCUGUACCAGCCCCAGCUACAGCCCCUGUACCAGCCCCAGCUCCAUCCCCUGUCCCAGCCCCAGCUCCAACCCCUGUACCAGCCCCAGCUACAGCCCCUGUACCAGCCCCAGCUCAAACCCCCUGUACCAGCCCCAGCUCAAACCCCUGUACCAGCCCCAGCUCAAACCCCUGUACCAGCCCCAGCUCAAACCCCUGUACCAGCCCCAGUUCCAACCCCUGUACUAGUCCCAGCUCCAGCCCCUGUACCAGUCCCAGCCCCAACCCCUGUACCAGCCCCAGCCCCUGUCCCAGCCCCCAGCCCCAGGCCCCAGCUCCAGCUCCAUCCCCUGUCCCAACCCCCAGCCCCCAGCCCCAGCUCCAGCUCCAUCCCCUGUCCCAGCCCCAGCUCCUGCCCCUGUUCCAGCCCGAGCUCCAGGCUUAGCUCCUGCCCCAACACCAGCCUCAGGUCCAGCCCCUACCAGUACCAGCCCCUUCCCUGGUGA
Molecule: messenger RNA, 2439 nt
Organism: Oncorhynchus nerka (sockeye salmon)
Lineage: Eukaryota; Metazoa; Chordata; Actinopteri; Salmoniformes; Salmonidae
Exons: 4
Coding region: 1-2439 (812 amino acids)
Source: RefSeq, a predicted model, not a curated record